ACAAGACAAGACACAAGACAACGGAAGAUUAUUAGGAGUAUCUACAACUUUCUCCGUCUUCAUUCUUCCCACUUCUAUAAAGUACUUAUUAACCAUCACAUAUUCACAAUUCACAAUUCAAAGUAUGAGCAACGGACCAUCACUUUUCUCAGGCAUUGGCAAAAAAGCCAGAGAUAUUCUGUACAAAGAUUACAGCAAUGAUACCAAAUUGAGCAUCACAACUCUAACUGAAGAUGGACUUGCCCUUACUUCAAGUUCCCUGCAAAAGGAAAAUCGUUCAGUUGGUGAUGUGGCUGCGCGAUACAAAUACAAGAAUGCAGUUAUUGAUGUCAAAGCUGAUACACAGUCAAAUAUGGCUGCUACACUUACUUUGACUGAUAUUGUGCCAUCUCUCAAGUCAAUAGCUUCAGUUAAUCUUCCCGAGUACGACUCUGCAAAGUUUGAGCUUCAGUACUUCCAUGAACAUGCAGCAAUUGGCUCAUCUGUUUCCUUGAACAAAUCCCCUGUUUUCGAUGUUUCAGCUACAUACGGUACUCCAAGCACUAUAGUUGGUGCAGAGGCAGCUUAUGAUACUUCUGCUGCUGAUUUUACGAAGUACAAUGCUGGCAUAAGCAUUGCAAAACCAAAUUCUUGUACAUCUAUUAUCUUGGCGGAAAAGGGUGAUCUUGUUCGAACAUCGUAUGUCCACUAUCUUGACCAAGCGAGGUGCACUACAGUAAUGGAGUUCACAAAUAGGUUUUCUGAAGAUGGAAAUACUCUCACUGUAGGAGGAUCAUACACUGUUGAUGAUUUAACUCUAAUCAAGCUGAAGCUCGACAACCAGGGGAAUUUCGGGGCACUUCUGCAACACGAGUUUAAAGCUAAGUCUGUGCUGACAAUGGCAGCUGAGUUUGAUUACAAUUCUCUUGACACAAACCCAAAGAUUGGUGUAUCACUUGCCCUAAAACCAUGAAUACCAUCUGUAUUUUGUGAUAACAAGAGUGCACACAGUAUCUCUACAAACUGUUCCUUUUUGGGUUGUCGUCUCUUAUCAUAUAUGUGGAGUCCAAUUUCUUUCA
Beta vulgaris subsp. vulgaris (sugar beet) is the source of this 1058-nucleotide messenger RNA. RefSeq names its product mitochondrial outer membrane protein porin 2. Gene Ontology annotation, cellular component: mitochondrial outer membrane. Gene Ontology annotation, molecular function: voltage-gated monoatomic anion channel activity. Lineage: Eukaryota; Viridiplantae; Streptophyta; Magnoliopsida; Caryophyllales; Amaranthaceae. Gene Ontology annotation, biological process: monoatomic anion transmembrane transport. The coding region runs from base 125 to 952 and encodes 275 amino acids. The transcript is spliced from 6 exons. The record is from RefSeq and is a predicted model, not a curated record.